Molecule: messenger RNA, 2420 nt
Organism: Protopterus annectens (West African lungfish)
Lineage: Eukaryota; Metazoa; Chordata; Ceratodontiformes; Protopteridae
Gene: TRIM56
Product: tripartite motif containing 56
Exons: 2
Coding region: 79-2058 (659 amino acids)
Biological process (GO): positive regulation of DNA-templated transcription
Cellular component (GO): chromatin; nucleoplasm
Molecular function (GO): zinc ion binding; ubiquitin-protein transferase activity
Source: RefSeq, a predicted model, not a curated record
GUUGUGCUUGCUGAAUCAGUCUUUGUGCUCAGAAAUCAGGAUUACAGACUACGUGAGUCUAUUUGCCAGAAAACUAACAUGGAUUCCACUGAUGCAUGCUUGUCCCAAGUCAUCACUACAGAGUUUCUCACCUGUGGUAUUUGCCUGGAACUUUAUAAGACUCCCAAAAUCCUACCUUGUCUUCACAGCUAUUGCCAAGUUUGUUUGGAAAAAAUAGUCAUCGAACAAAUACUACGAUGUCCAGCGUGUCGAGAAGUUACAGAAGUCACUGAAGGGUGUGAAAAACUCAAAACUAACUUUUUCAUUAACAGUCUUUUGGAUCUUGUCCAAUCCAAAACUGACCUCAUGUGUACUUUGUGCCCAGUCUUGGGUAAAGAUUCAAGUCAGAGGGCCACAUCAAGAUGCUUGGAUUGUUCAGACAACCUCUGUCAAACGUGUGCAAGUGGUCACCACUUCUCACGCCUCACGCAUUCUCAUUUGGUAGUCAGCAUUGAAGACUACUUAGCAGGAAAAUAUGAUGAGGAUGUCCGACGGCGUCAAACAGUACUUUGUCAAGACCAUCGCAGUGAAAGCCUGCAAUAUUUCUGUGAACAAUGCUCUUGCCUGAUUUGCAGGGAGUGUCGACUCCUUAAUCAUGUAGGUCACGAAUGUGCUUCCCUUUUGGCUGCAGUUGAAUCUCACAAACCUCUUAUACAGGAGCUUCUUACAGGAGUAACAGAAACAAUAACAAAAAUCUGCAGAUACAGAAAAGAGCUAGAGGACAACUUACAUCAUCUCAAGAAUCAAGAAGCUUCAAUCAGACAAAUGGUUGAAAGAACAGUCUCUUCUCUAAUUAAAAAAUUGCAGUCCAACAAAGAGGACAUUUUUCAACAGCUCAACAACUUUGUAGCACAGACGGAGAAGGUCUAUGAAAUUGCUAAAGCAGAUAUUGAAUUUCAAGAGGUGACAGCCAAGAGCAUUAGGACAUUUUCUGAGAAGGUCCUCAGUACUGGCCAAGAAGUUGAGAUACUUGCCCUAGAGAGAAUAAUCACUGCGAGGCUACAGAAGCUGCAGUCCUUUGUGCACGAAUACCCCAUCCAAAGCAAUCUUCCUCAGCUUCACAUUAAGAGAGAUACAGUGUCUGAAUGUGACUUAUUUCAGCUGACAGUUGGUAACAAACAUAUAACUCAGGCAUUUCUGGAGGCUCUGUCAACAUCUGAUAGAGAUGAGACACCAUCAAAAAGUUUAGUUUCAAACACAAGUCUGUCUCCACAACUCAGUGGUAUAAACAGAUCUACAAUUCCACUACCCUCUUUAUAUUGUAAAUUCAACAUUAAAAUCCCAAGUGAUAAAAAGAAACCCAAGAUUACUGCAGUGUGCCCUUUUGGUACAGAUCAAAUACUUGUAGCAGAUGGUGAUAACAGGGUUUUAAAAAAGUUUUCAUUAAAUGGGGAGUUCAAAGGCAAAAUUAAUGUGUUAAACAAUAGGGAACCCUGUGGAGUUUAUGUUAUUAGUAACAAAAUUGCAUAUUCUGCAGGGUCACAACUGUACAUGACUGACAGCUUAGGUGACCUGCUAUGGCAAGUUUUCCUCCCUGGUAUCCAUUGCGCUGGUGGUGUGACAGGUAUGGCUGAAUGGAUCGCUGUGUGUGGUGGGUCACAGGUCAUAAUUUGUGACUUGCAAGGUGCUAUUUUGAAUACAAUUUGGCCUGGUGGCUGCAGUCAAAGCAAUUUUAUUUUUGUUACCAGAAACAGUAAAGGGCAUCUUAUAGCAUCUGACUGGUAUAAAAAGGACAUCAUCAUAUUUGAUAAAAGUGGAAAAAUCAUAGGUUCAUGUGAGGCUCCAGACUCACUUGCCUACCAACCGGGUGGUGUUUGUGUGGAUAAAAAUGACAAAAUCUAUGCUGCCUUCUAUGAGCUCAUUAAGGUUGUACAGUUUUCUCCAAAUGGGAAAAUUGCAGCAGAUUUCGUGACUUCUGCUGAUGGUAUCCUCAAACCUCGGGCCAUUGCUGUUGUUGAAAAUCACUUUUUAGUUGUGACUCAAGCACAGGGAUUCAUUAGUGUCUUCAAGAUGCAAUAAAAACUGCAGAAAUGGCAGUCAAACUCUGAAAGUCACAUGAUGCAUUCAUGUUUUUAGCUUUAUAUCUGAAAAUAUAAGGAAAAAUAAAAGUGGGAUAAAUUACAAAUCGCUGUAUUCCGACCAUGAGAUUACUGCUUUGAAUUAUUGUACCGUCCCACUCUCUUGCUCUCUCUCUAUCUCAGUGUCAUACACACACACACACACACACACACACACACACACACACACACACACACACACACACACACACACACACAUGCACACACAUUUGAGAAAACAUACAUGCACUAACACCCCCACAUAAAUGCAUGUGCACACAUACACACAGACAAACACACACACAUAUGCACAGGUAAUGAUAC